Messenger RNA from Echinococcus granulosus, 5016 nucleotides. RefSeq names its product Transcription activator BRG1. Gene Ontology annotation, molecular function: transcription factor binding; histone binding; ATP-dependent chromatin remodeler activity. Lineage: Eukaryota; Metazoa; Platyhelminthes; Cestoda; Cyclophyllidea; Taeniidae. The transcript is spliced from 12 exons. Gene Ontology annotation, cellular component: nucleus. Gene Ontology annotation, biological process: positive regulation of transcription by RNA polymerase II. The record is from RefSeq and is a predicted model, not a curated record. Bases 1 to 5016 code for a protein of 1671 amino acids.
AUGUGCUCUAGAACGGUUGAUCCGGCCGUCCGUUAUUUUCAAAGCUGCUUGUCUAUGCAGCAACCGCCACAGCAAAUGCAAAUACCACCUACCACUGGGCCGCCCCCGGUCAUGAAUGGUCAGGAGCCUCCACGAUCACAGCCAGCUCCCCCACUACCUCCACCUCAGCAGCAACAGGUGUUUGUACCCGGUCAAGGGGGUUACGUGAGCCCUCCCAUGAUGCCAGUGGCUCAGGGUCCUCCCACAGUCCACCACCAGCCGCCCCUGUCAGCUCAAAUGCAGGGCGGCGCUCCUCCCAACGUCAUCGUCGGCCGUCCGCAGCCACUUCCUGGUCAGGGCUACGAUGGAGCCCCACCACCAUUGUAUCCACCGCAUCCGGGUGCAAGUUACGGCGGUAGUGCUGCCGCCGGAGCUGUCUUCCCACCUCCACCCAAUACCUCCGUCGGUCCUAUGUUGCAGCCCUCUGCUUUCGUCAAAAGUCAACUUGGGCAACUACGUGCUCAAAUCAGCGCGUAUAAGCUGCUUUCUAAGUCUCAGUCGGUUCCUGAGAACAUCCUCUAUCUGGCUGAGGGCCGAGUGCCCCCUACUGCUGCUCCUGGUUUCCACAGCUAUCAACCUAGGGCUCCUGUACCCGCACCACCCCCACAACCCGGUCAGGAGGUGCCAUCGCAGCAGAUAUACGCGCAACAACAACAACCACCGCCACCUUCACAGAACCGUCCUCCUAACUACCCUCCCCAUCAAAUGCCCAUGAGAUGGGGCUAUCCUGGUUAUACAGGACCCCCUCCGAACGCCGCCUAUAUGGCCGCUUCGCAGGCACCGCUCAUCGGGCGCAGUCGAAUCGGUUCGAUCCAGCGUCCACAGGGCCUUGACCCCGUUGAGCUCUUGAAGGAGCGUGAGCAGCGUAUCCAAUCGCGUAUUGGUCAGCGCAUCAAGACCCUCUCCUCCCUCAGCGUCUUUUCCACUCCGCAACAGCGUGUCAGUCUGGAGAUUGAAUUACGCUCCCUGCGUCUGCUCAAUUUCCAGCGCCAGUUGCGACAGGACAUUGUCUCAGCCAUGCGACGUGACACUAGUCUGGAGACAGCGCUCAACAUCAAGGCCUAUCGGCGACCGAAGAAGCAGAGUUUACGUGAGGCUCGCUUCACCGAGAAACUGGAGCGUCAGAUGAAGCACGAACAGGAGAAGCGGCGACGCCAGAAACACCAAGAAUUCCUCAACGCGGUUUUGAGCCAUGGUCGGGAGUUCCGCGAGUACCAUCGUAACGCCAGUGUGCGCAUGUCGAAGAUCAACAAGGCCAUUCUCACUGCGGAACGUGACCGGCGUCGCACCCAACAGCGUAUCGAUCGGGAGCGUAUGCGCCGAUUGAUGGAGGAGGACGAUGCGGGCUAUCGCACGUUGAUUGACAAGAAGAAGAACAAGCGCUUACAUUAUCUCCUCACCCAGACCGAUCAGUUUAUUGACAAUCUUGCGAAGCUGGUGAAGGAUCAUAAGAAAGAGCAAAAUAAGCUGCGCAUUAAGGACAUUAGGGAGCGUUGCAGAGCCGCGCAAGAGCGGUGUCUACUGAACGCAGUGAAUAAGUAUCACGCGUUGGCAAAGAAUCUUAUCUUUGAGGGGGUAACAGCACCAGCCUGGCUUAACACCCUCCCCCCACCGGGCGUCUUUCCUGAUGAACUGGUUCAAGCGAGUCGAGAGUUGGCCGCGGGGAAGGCACCUCUCCUCACCACUAUCCCUUGGCCAAACAUUCGUCUCCCUGUUGCCAAUCCGAGUACUAAGGAGAUCCUUGAAGGCGAGUCUGCGCCCUAUGCCAACGAAGCGCAUACGUGGCUGCAGGAGCAUCCUGGCUGGGAGAUUGCGCCGACAGACGAGAAUGGUGUAGUGCAGGUGGAUCUAGUGGAGGAGGAUGAGGAGGCCUCGGCCAAGAAGAAGAAUGUCUCCGCGGACGAUGACGACGACGCGGUGAUGGACUCCGUGCGUGGCAACGAGGAUGACGAGUACAAGUCGGGUGGGAGUCAGUCUUACUACACCCUAGCGCAUGCCAUUCGUGAGCAGGUAAAGGAGCAGGCCUCCAUCCUCGUUAAUGGCAAGCUGAAGGAGUAUCAAAUGCGUGGCCUCGAGUGGCUCGUCUCCCUCUACAACAACAAUCUCAAUGGCAUCCUCGCCGAUGAGAUGGGUCUGGGCAAGACAAUCCAAACCAUCGGCCUUAUUACCUAUCUGAUGGAGAAGAAACGUGUCAAUGGACCCUACCUCAUUAUCGUACCUCUCUCCUAUCUAACACUUUUUUCUUCCAGCGUUAUGGCCAACUGGGCAAUGGAGUUUGAGAAGUGGGCCCCCAGCGUAAAGAAGAUUCUUUACAAGGGCUCACCUCAAUGCCGCCGUGCUCUGCAGAACCAAAUCAAGGCGGCUAAGUUUAACGUUCUUCUCACCACUUACGAGUAUAUUAUCAAGGAUAAGUCGGCGCUGUCAAAGGUCAACUGGCGCUACAUGAUUAUUGACGAGGGACACAGAAUGAAAAAUCACCACUGCAAGUUGACGCAGAUAUUAAAUCAUCACUACAACGCACCGUAUCGUUUGCUGUUAACGGGGACGCCACUGCAGAAUAAGUUGCCAGAACUCUGGGCUCUGCUCAACUUCUUGCUGCCAAAGAUCUUUGACAGUUGUAACACGUUUGAGCAGUGGUUCAAUGCACCUUUUGCGGCUACUGGAGAAAAGGUGGAGUUGAACCAUGAGGAGACCCUGUUGAUCAUUCGCCGUCUACACAAAGUGCUUCGUCCUUUCCUUCUGCGUCGCCUCAAGAAGGAGGUGGAGUCACAGUUGCCCGAGAAGGUGGAGUACGUUAUUCGCUGCGAGAUGUCCGCCCUCCAACGCGUCCUCUAUUCCUACAUGCAGUCAAAGGGAGUCAUUCUCACCGACGGCUCGGAGAGAGACAAAAAGGGCAAAGGUGGUACGAGGACCUUGAUGAAUACAAUCAUGCAGCUACGCAAGAUAUGCAAUCACCCCUUCAUGUUUAGCCACAUCGAGGCAGCAAUUGCAGAAUUCCAGAACCCUCCCUUACCUGGCCAGCUGCCUCCGACUCAGGUGGAGGGGAAGCUUCUUUUCCGUUCCUCCGGCAAGUUUGAAUUGCUCGACCGCAUUCUGCCGAAGCUGCGAGCCACCGGACAUCGAGUACUUAUCUUCUGCCAGAUGACCAGCCUUAUGACCAUCAUGCAGGACUACUUUGACUACCGGGGCUUCCGGUACCUUCGACUGGAUGGUGCCACUAGGGCGGAUGAUCGUGGGGAAAUGCUGAAGGAGUUUAAUGAUGAGUCGCAGGAGUACUUCAUCUUCUUGUUGUCCACUCGAGCUGGAGGGUUGGGUUUGAAUCUCCAGACGGCGGAUACGGUUAUCAUCUUUGAUUCGGAUUGGAACCCGCACCAGGACUUACAGGCACAGGAUCGUGCCCAUCGUAUUGGUCAGCAAAAUGAGGUUCGCGUUUUGCGUCUCAUUACAAUUAACUCUGUGGAGGAGAAGAUUUUGGCCGCCGCACGUUACAAGCUUAACGUUGACGAGAAGGUCAUCCAGGCCGGUAUGUUUGACAACAAGUCCACGGGUCUGGAGCGGCGCCAAUUUCUGCAGAACCUCCUCGAGGCCGACGACGAAGCAGACGAGGAUGAAAACGAGGCUCCGGAUGAUGAGACGGUAAACCAGAUGCUUGCUCGCACCGAGAAGGAGUUCGACAUUUACCAGCGUAUGGACGCGGAACGUCAGGUGACCGAGCGCCAGCAGGCCAAACCCGAGCCCCGGUUGAUGGAGUACUCGGAACUGCCCGACUGGAUUGUCCGCAAUGAGGAAGAAGUGGAGAAGAGCCUUGCCAUGGAUGAGUCCUGUCUUCUCACCAUGCGUCGUCAACGCAAGGAGGUAGACUAUUCGGACGCUCUCACAGAUCGCCAAUUCCUCAAGGCUAUCGAUGAGGGCAGUUUGGAGGAAGCUGAGGAGAAAUCGCGACAGCGCAAGGCCAAGCGCAAGCGGAAACGUAACGAACCGGAUUACAGUGGCAUGGACGACGCCAGUUCGGAGGCUGGGAGUAGUGUGAAGGCAGCCCCAGCGGUGAAGCGUCGCAGAGGCCGUCCACCGCAGUCCGCCUCGGCCGCCUCAUCGUCCAAUGCGCGUCGACCUAUCUCACCGAAAUUGCAGGAGCGUAUGAAACGUCUCCUGCAGAUUGUCAUCGAUUAUAAGGACAAAGAUCAGCGUGUGUUGAGCGAGCCUUUUAUGAAGUUGCCGACACGGAAGGAGCUGCCAGACUACUACGAGGUGAUUAAGCGACCCGUCGACUUCCAUCGCAUCAAGACGCGUGUGCGCGACGGAAAAUACCGCUCAAUGGAUGAGUUGGAAGCAGACAUCCUUCUGUUGUGCAAAAAUGCUCAGACCUACAACAUGGAUGGUAGUCUGAUCUUCGAAGACUCGGUGGUGUUGCAGACGGUGUGGACGAACGCGCGCGAGCAGUUGGAGGCCCUGGAGGGUGUACCGGAGGAAAGUGAGACGAUGGCGGAGGACGGUGACGAGACUUCGAGCUCUCGAAAGGCGUCUACACGUCAUCCGCCCACGCAGACCACACCCUCUAACGUGGAAGAAGAGACCAUGGACGACACCAUCAUUGGUGGUGGUGGCGGUGGAGGUUGCAGUGGCGUGGUUGACAUUACCGGAGACGAUAGCACAAGUCGUGGAUCCUUCAGCACAAAGUCACGCAAAAGCAGCACUUCCAGGAAGCCCUCUCUGCUUCAUUCAAAGGUGAUGAUGUCCGAGUCCUAUGCUACGACGUCUGGCACCUCGUGUGGGCCCUCCAUGAGUACUUCAGCGUCGGUGACUGCUAUACCGUCGGUGGUAGAGGGCGAUAAUGCAGACGUCUCUGCCUCGACUUCUUCAUCCCUACUACCUCCACGAAAGGCUCGUAGUACCAGCAAACCAAUAGUUUACGACAAUUCGGAUGAGGAGGACGUGGAGGAUGAUGGUCUGGAUGAGGAUGACGAUGACGAUUAUUGA